Messenger RNA from Panonychus citri (citrus red mite), 3656 nucleotides. RefSeq names its product ras GTPase-activating protein 1-like (gene vap). Gene Ontology annotation, biological process: regulation of GTPase activity. The record is from RefSeq and is a predicted model, not a curated record. Bases 224 to 3076 code for a protein of 950 amino acids. Lineage: Eukaryota; Metazoa; Arthropoda; Arachnida; Trombidiformes; Tetranychidae. The transcript is spliced from 15 exons. Gene Ontology annotation, molecular function: protein binding.
AUUAUUUUUACUAUUUCAUCUACAUCAUCAACCCAAACCCACCAACGUCAUAAUGUGUUCGAGUUUGUCUGUCCAGCUUGGUGAACGACUUCAUCCCCACCAGAUCUUGUGAGUCUAGGAACCGAGAAGAAACAAUUGGUUUUCAUCUUCGUCUCUCUUCUUCUGUCUUCUUGCCUCUCUUGUUAUUCUUUCAUUCCUCAUUUACUUUGCCUUUUUCUCUACGAUGAGUGAUCACUUCCAUAGACGGUUGAUUGACCGCCACUCUUCACAAAAUAAUCAUCGUUUCUGUGGAAAUCAUCGACCUAAAAGCUAUUUCUCUGAUGAUGUUACCGGCGAUGAAGAGUUUGAUCCAUUUGAUGGAGAUGAAGUGGACGAUAGAACUGACAUGGCCUCGUUUUCUCCACCUGAAGCUAUGUGGUUACAUCGUAAGAUGAAUCGUACUACAGCUGAACAAUUGUUACUUGGAAAUGAUAAAGUUGGAAGUUAUCUGGUUCGCGAAAGUGACCGUAAAAAAGGACUUUUUGUACUAUCAUAUGCGGGUGAAUCUGGAAUCAAUCAUUUCCAAAUUAAAUCGCUUUUCGGUGCUUAUUACAUUGGUGGUCGACAAUUCUCAUCUCUUCGGCAUUUGAUUGGAUUUUAUACCAGUUUCUGUGAUUUACUCAAAAAAGAAAGACUUCUUCAUCCAGUUGUACCCAAAGAGCCUUUUCGUGCAGAAAAACGAGUCAUUGCUGUUUUACCGUAUUCACAGUUACCUGAGACUGACGAAUUAAGUUUUUCAAGAGGCGAUAUUUUCACUGUCCAUAAUGAUCUAGGAGACGGUUGGCUUUGGUGUACUCUUGAAAGAACACAAGAAAGUGGACUUGUUUUCAAACAACUUGUCGAAGAACUUGAGGAUAAUAGUGAUCCCAAUGAUAUCUAUCCGUGGUUUCAUGGGUCGAUCAGUAAGGACGAAGCAGUUGAAAAGUUACGAAAAAUGGGAUCUGGAAGUUUUCUAGUGAAAAAUAGUGACAAUAGUCCAGGUCACUAUUCCCUGUUCUUCUAUAUGAGUAAUACCAUUCAUCGAUUUCGAAUUGAGAAACGAGGAUCCAGAUACAUAAUGGGAAACAGAAUGUUUGAGACUCUAGAGGAUAUUGUUCUUAUGUAUCGAAAUGAACAGAUAAUUGCUGGAUAUCGCCUCGGGGACCCUGUUCUCAAAUCUCCUUUAGAAGCCUCUGUUGUGUCGAGAAAAUCUCAAGAAAUUGGAAACAAAUCGUCAGAUGUUUACGUCACCUUGAGAGAGAGCAGAGAAAUGUCCAAGACAAAUAAAAGUGUCCGAAUGAGAGGUUUCCUUAGUAAGAAGAGCGCAAAGAGUAAAAAAUGGAAAAACUACUUUUUUGUUUUGGACUCUAAGGAACAGCAUCUUUAUUAUUACGAGAACGAUCGUCGAACCAGACCAAAGGGAUUGGUUGACUUAAAUUACAGUUUCUUAUAUCUUGCUCACGAUUCUUUAUUCGACCGGCCGAAUUGCUUUCAAUUAGUCGAAAGACCAUUGCCCUGUAUGAGUACAGUUUAUUAUUUAUGUGCACCAUCUUAUGAAAUCCUCCAGGAAUGGGUUCAAGCCAUCAAACCGUUCUGUGUUCAACAAAUGAUGAAAGGCCAAUCUCUGGCAUCUAAUGCAACAGAAGUGCGAACUCUGUUCGUUACCUUAUUAGAAGCUCAUCGAUUACCUAUCAAACUAGUCCCUCAUCCAUUCUGUAUCAUAUCACUUAAUCAAGUGAAAGUUUGUCGAACUCAAGUCAAGUGUCCACCCGAUCCCAUUUGGGAGGAGGAUUUUAUUCUCGAGGACAUACCAUGUGAUGUGAAUUCAUUUUCAAUCAAUCUUUACACGAAAGGGAAACGAUCAAAGGACACGGAGGUGGCCGAGAUGUUAGUUGAGUUAAAUAAGCUCAAUAACGGCAUUGAAAUUGAAGAUUGGUUUCCAUUGACUGGUAUAUGUCCACCGAUGAACAAUGAAUGGGGCUCACUGAGAGUACGAAUACGUUAUGUCCACGAGUUGAUUAUGCCUUUGCACGAGUAUGAUGCCUUGAAAGAGUUGCUCAUGUCUGAAGAUCUUGAAGUUAUCUCAGUUUUAGAAGAGUUUUGCCACCGCGACCGUGCUCCAUUAGGAAAUGCGCUGUUACGUGUUUUCAAACACGAAUCCAAAGAAGCUAUUCUGCUCAAGUCGAUGAUCGAAAGAGAAAUUAAAAGAGAAAACGAAACAUCGACGUUGUUUCGCAUGAACUCUCUGACAACGACUCUAAUGGAUCAAUACAUGAGGGUAACGUGUCAUACUUUUCUAAUGAAAGCCUUGAAAGACAGUUUGCAACGAGUUCUUGAGACUCGACAAUCAUGUGAACUCAAUCCUAGUCGACUGGACAGUCUACAAGAAGCGUGUGCCAACGCUGAACAUCUAUUAUCGCUUCUUGAUGAUGUUGUUGAGAAAAUAUUCCGUUCUGUCGAUUAUUGUCCACCUACACUCAGAUACAUUUGUGGGUGUUUGCAGCGAGCCGUUGCCGCUAAAUGGCCUAAUGAUCAUUAUGUUAAAACACAAGUUGUCGGAAGUUUCAUCUUUCUUCGUCUUAUUUGUCCUGCUAUUCUCAAUCCACGAGUAUUCAACAUUAUAAAUGAAACACCUUCUGAAAUAGCCGGAAGAAGUCUUAUUCUCAUUGCCAAAUCUUUACAGAAUUUGGCAAAUCUGGUUGAAUUCGGUGUUAAGAAUCUUAUUCACUCUGAUCGCUUCGGAGAGGUAAUUCCUCCUAACAAAAGGGAGCCAUGGAUGGAAGUUGUCAAUCCGUUUAUUCUGAAAAACAAAGCUCGAAUGAUCAAGUUUCUCAAUGAUUUAUCGAGUAUCCAUGAUUGCCCUGACCCAGAAGAUAUUCCAAGAGGAGAUGCCGCUAGAGAACUAGCAACAGUCCAUUCACUGUGUGAAUUGUAUAAGGAUGAAAUCUACAGUCUUAGUCACAAUCGAACAACACUCAGAAAACUGGUCGCAGUCUCUGAUAUGCUCACUAAGCACAAACUUCAUUACUCUGAAGCUUUUCAGCAAACAUUAAGUUGAUCUGUAACUGUAAAUUCACGUAGCAAUUUAAAUUAUUUGUAAAGCCGAUUUAUAUUAAAAACAGAUCAAAAAUUAAAGAGAUGGGACCGAGUACAAAUCAAAAAGGAGUUUUUCUGUUCCCGAUCAAAAUGUUUCGUGUCGAUCUCAAGCCAAGUCAAUACAAUAUGAUAGACAAGGACAAUAAUCGAAGCGAAAUUCAAAAAAACAAGCGAAUGCAUUUAUUUCACUGUUACUUUCGUCAACUUGUCUUUUCUUGCUCACAAACGAUUAACUUUUGCGCCAACGUUUUCCUUUUUCAUAAAUUUUCUUGUUUUUUGCCUAAAUUUUGAUAAAUGGAAAAUAUUAAUCCGCUCAUAUCAUUUACUUUUUUCAUCUCACCUUUUGAGAGUAAUUUGCAAUAAUCUGAUUCUUGUUUGACUCAGUGAAAGAAAGACUUGCAAAUGUCAUCAAAUUUUGUAUUUUUUCUUCUGCUUUUUCGUAGUUGGUUCGUUUAUGGGGUCAGUGAAUGAGUUUUGUGUCACUUUUUUCUGGAUACACUUGGCUGUGCUCUACAAAAGUGGACCUGGUGACGGGUUCUACA